UGAUUAAACAGUUGCAAGGAUUCAUGUCACGCGUUCAGAUAGUUACAAAUAGUGCACCUUCGAUAUUAUGAUGGAGGGGAUGGUCGUCGAACGUGACGUACACGUGACUCGUAGAACCGCAUCAACGUGGGGGUUGAACAGUGUAACCCCUUUCACACGCGCGAAGUACGCGGCUGUGUGAAGUGCGGUUCCAUGCAAUCUUCAAGAAUGCUUCCUCAAGAUUGUUUGACGUGUAUUUCAGUGAUUUCUCACAAGUGCGACUUCCAAAGAAUAAUAAAUAUGUGAUAACUUAAAAUCUAUCCGCAAAAAUAAUUAUCUGACAGCAAAGCGAACGGUGGAGAACAUAAUGCUAAAAACGUCGAAGCGAGAGUUAAUUUACUCUCGAAGAUUGUUCGCGAAAGAAGCAAGAACCACGAAUUUUUCCAUUUUGGAAAUGCGUCACUGCCGAAAAAAAUUGCUCGAUCUGUGAUUAAUAAGUAUUCGUAUAAACAUGAACUGUUCAACGAUCUCGUGAUUAUUUGUGUUCUCAGAAUGCCCUUCGUAGGAGCAUGGUUUAAAGCAUGGAUUUAUUUGGGGCUCGUUUGCGGUUGGGGCAAAAGUGCACGACCACGUUUCGACACAUCCACGGAUAUGGGAUUGGUAUUGGUUCCAGCCGAUGCCGAAGUUGAUUCAGUGAUCUUUCGAUUACGCGCCACCGAUCAGGAUGCGGACUUUCCUCUUGUAUUUGAGAUAACCGCAACAAUUACACCCGUCGUAAGAAUCGACAACUUGCCGUGCACCUUGUACAACAAAGUCUGCCAGGCUAAUGUAAUUUUAACGAAACGCCUUAUGCCAGGACGCCUUCAUGAUUUCGCUGUCAGGGUUCGGGAUACUAAGGGUGACUCAAAUUCGAUGCAGGCUACCAUAUCCGCAACGAACGCCACGACCUCGCGUGAUAAAAUAUUCCCUCACAUUCCUUCUCUGAUAAUGGUACCUGAGGAUACUAAACCAGGAAAGGAAUUAGAUUACCUUCUCGUACGAGCGAACUCCUGGAGCGGCAAACCAGUUUACAUCGAAUUAUGGCAACCAAAAGAACUGUUCACUAUUCGGCAACGACAAACGCCUACGCAAACGCGCGGGGUCAUUAUGCUAAUUGGCGAGCUGGACUUCGAGACGCAAUCGAUGUACACUCUCACCAUUUACGCGACGGAUCCUUACACGGAACCCGGGAAAGAUACCAGGAAUAUCGCAGGACUAAAUAUCGUUGUUAUCGUGCAAGACGUGCAGGACGUACCGCCAAUUUUCACCCUAGCACCUCCUUUAACCAGACUUAACAAUUCUGUGCAAAUCGGAGACGUGAUAUUACGUGUUCACGCGGAAGAUGGAGAUAAGGGGGUGCCGCGUGAAAUCACGUACGGUCUGGUGUCCGAAGGCAACCCCUUCAUACCUUUUUUUAACAUUUCGGAAACCACAGGUGAGAUUGUUCUCGCGAAGCCUUUAGAGGAACUCACGCAGAUUACUCAUGUUGGCGCACCAGUCGUGCUCACUGUGGUUGCUGAGGAAAUACGAAGAUCAAGGGACGAGCCGCCGGCUCAGGCAACGGUGGUCGACGUCGGUUUCCUGCUUGGGGAACCGGGCAACAGUCCGCCAUAUUUUGAGAAUGAUAACUACGUUGCAUCGAUACCAGAAAAUUUAGAGCCAGGUUCCGUGAUAACGUUCCCCGAGCAAUAUUCGACUAGAGUGCGCGAUGAGGAUAUCGGUAAGGCUGGUGUCUUUGCGUUGAAGCUGCAAAAUAACAACGGUACCUUCGAAAUAAAUCCAACUGUCGCCGAAAGAACGGCGGAUUUUGUUCUCAUGGUACGAGAUAACGCACUAAUCGAUUACGAGAUGUACAAAAGUUUAUCUUUUAAGAUAAUUGCUCAAGAAGUUGGGCCAGCGACAAAUUUGUCAGCAUCAGCAAACGUUAUAAUACACAUACAAGAUGUUAACGAUAACCCACCAGUCUUUGACGAAGAGUCUUACGAAGUUACAUUAUCCGAAAAUGUCACCGCCGGAACACGAGUGAUUCAAGUGCAUGCAACCGAUAAGGAUACCGGGCUUUUCGGCAGUAUUCGGUACACAGGCAUAACGGGGCAAGGAAGCGACGCUUUCGCAAUAGACCCCGAUACGGGAUUAAUUACGGUCGCGAUAGGAUCGUCUUUGGACCGUGAAAUGGCAGCGCAGCUGCAAUUAACUGUAAAUGCGCGCGACGAAAACGGCAAGGGUAACACGGGCACGGUACCGUUGAUAGUGAAUCUGCUGGACGUAAAUGACAACGCGCCGAUUUUCGAAAAAGAUGUCUACGAGUUUACAUUGAAUUCCGAUUUGACGAAUUUUUCAACGCCUGCUAUUAUAAAGGCCACUGACGCCGACGCCGAACCGCCGAACAACGAGGUCCGUUACGAACUGAUUCACGGAAAUUAUGAGAAUAAAUUUUAUUUGAAUGAGAUCACCGGCGAACUGACAUUGCGAUCGCCUAUUACGAAAUUCAGGCGGAAAAAACAAAGCAUCUACGACAAUUUUUCGAAGAAGCUAUACAAAGGAACGCAUGGCCAUCAAUCAGAACACGUAAUACGAGAGGCUGUCGGAGGGACAACGGUUUUCCCGGACGUGGCGAAUUCAACGGGAAAUGCUACAAACGAGACCGAAUUGAAAAGUCAGGUCGGCGAGAUAAAAAAGCAUCGAAGAAAACGAGAGGAACCCGAUAUUUUGUACACUUUAACUGCCAGGGCGUAUGAUCUUGGUGUACCUCAUCUCUCGAGUGAGACCGAGAUCUUCGUCGUCAGGAGCACUGCCAUGGAAGCUCGCAUAAUGAUGUUCGUCGUACAGGGAGAACGUCCAAACUUAACAAAAACCGCGGAGACGUUAGCCACUAUCACCGGCGGACGAAUUACCGUGCUGGAUACACGUCCUUACGUGUCGGACAAUAAAACUAGAGCAGCGGGCAGUGCUGUCCCAGCGGAAGGAAAGAGAACAAUCGUGGUGGCUCGCGUCGAACAAACUGAAAUUGGUACCCCUCUAGUGGACGUGGAAAAAAUUCGUAACACAUUAGCCGCGAACGGCGUGGGCAUCAUUGGCGGCGCGGGCAACGGGUCUAUGACGUACUACGAAACUACCCCGAAACCUCCAAUCGAUGGAGUAAUUCCCAAUGGGGGAAAUAACGCGGGGACCUAUGUAAACAAAACAAUCAGCAGCGUUCACGAGGAAGUAACUGUGUACAAAGCGGAGAAUAAGCUGCUCUUUUGGUUACUGAUUAUUCUGGGCCUGCUAAUGCUAAUAGCCAUUGCGGCGCUCAUCAUUUGCUGUAUCUGCCCAGGCUGUCCAUUUUAUAUGGCACCUAGAAAGCGCAGAGUUUACUCGUCGGAAACGCUUAUUGCUCGAUCGGAUGGUCGACCUAAACGGCACAUUCAUCGAAAACCAUUGGUUGCAGCUGAAAUAAUUACAUCAAACGGAAGAAAACAAGCUUGGAGUGCGGAUGCGACUCGGAGGAACUGGCAAUUUAAUCGCCGAAACACAAAGAACGGUGGCCUAGCGUCGCUUCCUGGUGACGUUGUGUACAUUUCGGAGCGUCCCCCAAUCGAUCAAGCGAAUAUGGAGUCGUUGAGGCUACGUGACGGGCCGGCCUAUGAUCCUUCGAGAAGGAGAAGGCUCGAAGAGCAAGAGAGAAUGUACGUGGAAGACGUCGAGGAGAGAAAGGCUAGGGAUUACGAUGGCGCGGAUGCAGAUUCCAUGCAACCACACGAAAUGGAUCGUGGAUCGGACAUUCAGCGUCAAGUUUACAGACAAAGAUACGCCGAUUCUGAGUUAAACAAUGAUAGAGAGACAGCGAUAAGAGAGCAGCAUUUUUAUCGUGAGGGUAAUGCAGAGGUGCUGCAAUUAGUGACGCGCGGACAAAUGGAGGAUAGGGGUCAACAACGUCAUUAUCCCACUUUCGUAGUGGACGGCAAGGACGUGCUUCUGCAGCGAUUUAUGCAGGACCAGAAAGCGCGUUACGAACUGCCGACGCAGGAAGCCGAGGUGGUGCGCACCAUCGACUCUCAUCAACGCUCGAGGAACUUGUAUCAGCACAAACAGGAGAUUCUCCUGUUGCCGGAGGAGCUGGACGUUAGACGCCGACGCGCGGAGGAAUUGGAGUCCACCGCGCCGAAAAUGGAUGAUGAAUACGCGGCGCAAGACAUGGACGUGGAGUCGCAGAUGCGGGACGUCCGUCGCCAAGAGGUCUCAACAAGCGUGGCCGGUAUAUCGUCCAAGGAUCGGCCGUCAAUUGUUAAAGACCAGACGCAAUCCGCGGCGGUGCAGUCGAUUACGUUUCACGAUCUGGAACUGGCGAGGCAGAAUGCUCUACUGACGCGGCUACUGUUGGAGAGAGAGUCUAGGCAUGCCGGUGCCGUAGUCAUAGACGCCGCGAGUUACUUGGAGACCCAGAGUCUACCCGGGCAAGUGGCAAUUGCGACGCAGACCGACAGAGUCGCUGCGACGCAAACGGAACGACACGUCCGCAGCAGAAGUGACAACGACGAGUCCGACGAGGAUACCCGAAACCGAAAGAGGAUGAAGAAACGCCACGGCGAGAGCGACUUGAGAACGCGGACCUUAUGGAUGAAAACGCCUAUCGAGGAGGAGGAAGGCCCGUACGUCAGCAAACGGCUAAGUACCCUGAAGAGGAAAGUGCAGGAAGGGAAGGAGGGACGAAAAGUACCUUUAGAGCCUGAAGUGCUGCGAGAAAUUUCAGAUUCUCUGGACCGGAAUGGGACUAUUUAUCGCGAGAAGGAAAGAAAGUCGAUGAAAACUUGCCAACAGUAUACCGAAGAGAGCAGCAUCGGAUAUAAAGUACUGGGCGAGGAGAAAAACGGUUCCUCUUCAUCGAUGGAAAUGGGUAAGCAACGUGAGAAAUUCUCCGAUGAGAAAAAAAUGGAAAGCUUGUCAUCUCCGGAAAUAAGUGUUGACAACGGAAAAUAUAUUUGCGAAACGUCGGAGAAGAAAAGUUCAAGGAAAGAGAGUAGAAUAAAGAGGCACAAGAAGGUGGAGUCCGUGAUAAAACCUAGCUUUCGAGUUUUAGAGCGAGAGAUCACGAUGCUGACGAAGAAACUGAGCAGACUCACCGAUAGAAAAGGACAGCAGACCACCGAGUCUGAAAGUACAAGUCAAGAAAAAUCGAAAACAUCGAAGGACUCCAAGAAAGAUUCGGAUCAGAAUACAUCGAAGAAGGUAGAGGACUUGAGGAAGCGCAAACGGUUCGAGACCUCUCCGAGUAUAUCGAAAGAGACAAAGAGGGAAAAGUUCAAGUAUCAGCAACCUCAGAUUAUGAGUCCCGGCAGUUCCGAGUACGAGGACGCAUUUGAAAAAGCGGACAAGUCAAAACUGGCUUCUCGUCAAGAACCUACGAAACCCACGCAGACAAGUGGCCAUGCAAAAGUGAAAAGGCAAACGCAGAUUGAGUGUAAGGAGUGCAAGAAGCAACCCGUACAGCAGGGUCGAGAAUUCGAAAAGUGUAGACUUGCGAGUAAAGAAAAGGACAAACCGAAGGUUGAGAAAAUUGCCAAGGUAAUGUCACGUAAGCAAAAGUUAGCAAUGAUCGGUCGAAAAGGGCAUGUUCAUGCCUCGGAGGAACCGAGCACGAGUACAAGUUCCGAUCGUACCAAUGGCAAAGGUGACUCAUUCUUUGGUCGACAUUUCGACAAGAAGAGCACAGAGUCUUCGGAAAUCCCAUCAAAUCACGCAUAUCAACGAAAAUCAAAACGGAAACUGGAUUACGUGAGUGAGAAAUUCUCUGAUGAUUUUGUGACAGAGUCACAGAGAAGAGAUCAGCAGAGCGCACUUUAUUCAACGACUGGCGGAGACACGGAUAAAAAAGAUAAUGCGAAUAAGAAAGAAGAUAUACAACAAUUUUCUGACGACUUUACAAUGGAAUCACAGAUAAAAGAACUGGAACGUCAAGUGCAAGCUGCCGUUGAGAAAAAAAUUUUUCGUAGGCAAGAUGCGUACCAUGAUAUUGAUAAGGAACAUAUAAGUCCGAAGGAAACUAUUGUAACCGAAAGUGAACAAGAUCUAUCUCAUGACUUUGGCGAGGAGCAUUUGACGCUGAAAAAAGCUGCUGAGGGUGUGACAAUUCUUCAAGAAGUGAUCAAAGAUCUGAAAGAUGCGCCACUCAAAGAGAAAACAAUCGCAAGCAAGGAGCAAUUUGAAUCAUUUGAAGCCCAUAAUAAAGAGUUGGAUGAUAGCGAGAAAGCAAUGCCUCCAGAUUCUCUUGCUCUAAAAUUAGAAGAACAUCAGACAGAGGAACUGCCAUCUUACAAUGACAAGAGCGCUAUCGAAAGAAGGAUAGCUUAUAUAUCCGGAAAGCAUGAAAAAGGAACAGAAGAAUCUUUCUAUGAGACCGAAAAGGAAAAAUUAAAAAUUACACCAGAAGAGGAACAUGACUUCCAGAGUUUAAGAGAAAUUGCUAGCCAAGAUGCAAAUGCAUUGGAAAAACAUAUAGAAAGUUUAAAAGAAACAACGCCACAUGCAGAAAAAGAACAUAAGGAAAAUGGAUUAGAUAGUGAUAUUAUUUCAUUGCCACCGGAAAUAGAAAAAGAUUCAAGAGACGUUAAAGAUGUUACACAGUCAUUAGAUAAAACAGUAGAAUCAUAUAAAACUGAAAGCGAUCAGAGAGAAGAAUUAAGUCCUGAAUCAAAGGAACAUAUUAAAGAAGAAGUUCCUUCGACAAAAGACGCAACAGAUAUCGAACAAAAGAUAAUAAAAGAAUUAGUGCAGAGAGAAAAUGAAGAGGAUUCACGAGAAAUUAAAAGUGACAUAGAGGCAUUAAAAGAUCACGUGACUCGGGAAUCUGAUACAGAAAAAGAGGAAGAAUCAACAACUCAAGCGUCCGAAGAACCGUUUGAUGCCAGUCAAUCUUUUACAAAUGAUUUCGAUGGUACUCAAAAAGCGUUUGCAAUCGAUGAUGAUACAUUACGGUACAUUGAUGAAACUAGUGAUGAGGCAUCAAAAUCAGAUCACGAUUUGAUUCAAUCUGAGCUUACCGAAUUGGAUAUCGUACAGAAAAUUACUGAUAAAGACAAACCGGAGCAUCUAAGUGAGGAUCUCACUGCAGAAAUAGAAACUGAAAGCCAUGAAACAAAGAAAGAAUCAUACAUAUCCCCUCGAAAAAUAUCUGAUCUUCAUGAAGAGAAACAGGAAAAAAUUGAUGAAGAUAAGUCUCUCACUACUAUUUCCAAAGAAGAAGAUACUAAGGAACAAUUACAAGUUGAACAUUCAGAGAAGAAAGAAGAACAACUUUUCGAGGAACAUAAAGAAAGAACAGAAGAAAUAUCUGCAUCAAAGGAAAAAUCUGAUGAAGAAAUAAAAGAAGCACUUGACAAGGAAACGGAACUUUCUACCGAGCAAUUGCCAAAAGAUUCGAAUCUACAAAAGCCAACUGUCAGUGAGCCAGACAAAAUUGACAGUUUUGUGAUAAUCUCUGAGAGCGCAGCAGUCGCAGAGCCACGAGACGAAGGAGAGCAGCGAGUAGACGUAAGCGUUCCAAUUUCUAGCAGUUUUAUUGAUGAUACACUCGAUGUUUCGGAGGAGAGCGACUCAUCCAGUGAUGUUUCCAGGAAAACAACGCUGAGCACCAGACCGUAUGAUACUCCGCGCCAUCGGCAAAAAUGGCAGCAGCAAGAAAGUAUUGAAAUAGCGGGAAUGUCUGGUGUAAAAACUUUCCAAGAUGACGAAGACCCGAGGACGAAAGCCGAACUAGAAGAGGAUACAGACAGUAACUUAUCAUUUGACGAGACUGAAAAGACAGAAGGUUCGAUCACAACUGAAACAACGAAUGAAUCAAAGGAAGAUAUGGAAAUUGCUGCCAUAUCUGAACAGAUUUCAUCUGACGGUGAAAAAGUUUUGUUCGUAUCUGACGUAGAAGAAAGAAAAGAUAUAACAGACGGAGAUUUCGAAUCGAAAGCCGAAAUUGAAGUAGAAACUGAAAUAAAAUCAGAAAUAGAAACUUUAUUGACGGCAAUUCCAUUAGUUCCGCUGACUUUAAGUAUUGUAGAACUGAAUAACAAAGAAAGUAUUAAUGGUGAAAUUCUGGUAACCGAGAAAGGUGCAGAAUCUAAAAGCGAAAUUUCUACACCUCGUACAAAGAUCGAAAAAGUUUCCAAAUCUGUCAAAGAAGAUGAUAAAAGUGAAACUGGAUUGCCUUUAAGUAAAUCUGAGCGAGUGGUAAAAGAAAGUAAAACAAAAAGUGAAGACGUUAAAAGAGAUAAAACGAGAACUGAAGACAUUGAGAUAGAUAAAGUAAAAAGUAAGAAGAGCGACGUGUCAUUAACUCCGGAGAAAUAUAUCGCGAAAAAUAUAUCCUCCGAACGUUUGGUAAAGAAAAAAAAGAAACCCGAAGAAAAAGGUCCGCCGAGUUAUUCUCAGCGUCGAUCCCGCAAGUUAACCGACGGCGACUCGGAGAAAAAACCAACGAGAGACAGCGAAUCGCGGAAACGAUCGCCACGAAGAGAAGAAGAGCCUCAGCGAAGACAAUUAAUGCCUAAAUCAAAGCUUAAAACGGACAAGAAAUCAACGAUUUCUCCGAAAACUGGCGAGAUCGAUAUUAGCAAAACGCAAUCGAAAUACAUGGCUUGGUACAAUAAGAAACGCGAGGAGAUGGAGAAGAAGAGAUUGGAGAAAAGAGCGGACGAUGAGGCGCAGCUACCACGUUGGGUGAGUAGGGGCUUGAGGCAAACGACAAAGCAAAGAGAUAGGCUAGUUGUGGAGCGCAAGACUUCGGAGAUGACGCCGCGUACCAGACGCAAGGUCAAACCUCUGGUGAACGUCGAAUCCGAGCAGCUGAAGGCUAUCGUACGUCAAGGGCGGCAAAUGAGAAGGGCCGAGGGUAUUCUCAAAGAAGACCCGUCGAUUGAAAUAUAUGCCAGAACACCGCCGCCUUCCACCGCAGAUACGCAGCACCGUUUGGUACAACAUUCGGAAUACAAAUACGAAAGAAUACCGCCGCCAUUUUAUCUUCAUCCACCCCCGGCGCCGCAUCCGUCGCCGCAGUUAUCGCCGGAGAGAGCCCUCCUCGAAAUCCAACCGUGCGGGUCGUACGAGCAGUCCGAGGAGGACCUGCACUCGGAAAGUGCAGCGUCGUUCCAAAGCGGUGGCCGUCUACGCCAUCAACAGCUUCUCGAGAAGAAAAGCGUCUUUGAUAUAGCGUAUAGCGAAGCUGCCCCGUCGCAGCUUCGCUCUGACAGCGCAACUCCGCCAUCCUAAUUCAUAAAUAUUGAUAAUCUCCAUAUUAUGUUUCUAUUAAUAAUAUAUAUAUUACAGUAUUAUAAACGUAAUUACUUUUAUAUUUGGCAAAUAUUGUAUAACAUUUCUUUAAAGUAUUUUCAAUUGUGUAAUUAUCUUUAUACAUCUUUUAACGUGAGA
This is a messenger RNA of Monomorium pharaonis (pharaoh ant), 9414 nucleotides long. Its product is annotated as cadherin-86C. The record is from RefSeq and is a predicted model, not a curated record. The coding region runs from base 532 to 9255 and encodes 2907 amino acids. The transcript is spliced from 17 exons. Gene Ontology annotation, molecular function: calcium ion binding. Gene Ontology annotation, biological process: homophilic cell-cell adhesion. NCBI's taxonomy places the organism in Eukaryota, Metazoa, Arthropoda, Insecta, Hymenoptera, Formicidae. Gene Ontology annotation, cellular component: plasma membrane.